Messenger RNA from Rotaria sp. Silwood1, 1656 nucleotides. Lineage: Eukaryota; Metazoa; Rotifera; Eurotatoria; Philodinida; Philodinidae. The record is from the annotation of a GenBank genome assembly.
AUGUUCCAUCGAACUAAAGAACAAAUGUCAAUCUACAUUACCAAAUUAUUUGAAGUUGAUACUCAAAUGAGAAGUCAACUGACAAAACUAUUACCGAAUAUUCGUAGUGGUUCUAUGAAAGAAAUAGAUCUCACUAAUCUGUUGAAUAAUUGUGAUUUAUCUCUAACCAACAAACGAAGUAUAGAUGAAUGGAUUCAAUUGAAAACAAAAGAAAUAAAUGAAUUAUAUAAUUUUCAAAAAGAUUUAGAAAAACAAUCUCAUAUUUGCCUAUUAACAUGUUCAUUUGUUGAAGUUCAAAAACAAUUUACUAGUAAAUUUAUUCUUCGUUUAAUUUUUCAUCGAACAGAAAAAAGUGAUUCAUCUUCCAUGAAAAUAUUUCAGUGUUUUGAUGACAAAGUUAAAAAUUCCACAAAUCAAUAUACAAAAACUGGUUCUUGGUUCAAUGAAAAUAAUAUUAAAACAAUUAAAAAGCAAAUUUUAUCAUUUAUUCGAUUUGUUGAACUAAAUAGUUCUAAAACAAAUAUUAAAUUUAUUGUUAAUGAAGAAUAUGCCGAUGAAUUUCAAAUGAAGAAAGGAGUAACAUGUAUUCUCUACCAAAAUGGUAUUCCAAUCGAUUUCGAAAUUCCAAGUGAACCAGGACAACCAUAUGCAACAAAUGUUUCAGAUCACAAUAAAGCAUGGAAAUUAUUGUUGACAACUGAUGAUGCUAUAUUAUCAGUGAAUAUUUCAGAUCUUAGCAAUGGUAGAUAUCAAUUCAAAAUACAAGGGGUGACUUUAGUGGGCGAUACACCUGAAAGUGAUGCUAGUGAUGAAAUAUCUGUAGCUGGCGCCGAUUCAUCCCCUCAUGUAGUGCCAGAAAACCAAGCAGUAUUGAAAAGAUAUUAUGAUAGUUUUCCGAACGUCGAUGACCUCGCUAAUACAACUAAUCCAGACGUGAAAAAAGCUGACGAGUUCACCAAAUCAAUACUUAAUACAAAACCAUCGGGGAAUGUGACUGACAGAAAUACUACAUGUCAUAUACUUAAUAAAUUAUUGGGUGGUGAAGAUCAACAAUGUUUAUUUUUUGAUUCUGCAAAUGGUAUUAAUCUUCAUGAUGUAUCGGGAAACUUAGCUGAUAUUGACUCUGAAGAUAGACCGUUCGUCUUGAAAUUAAAGAGUAGUGAAGGAUUAGGAGGCGACAAUACCUUUUUCGAUGCUCGUGGUGAUAAAACAUUUAACAGUGGACCACAGACUUAUGAAAUUGGUCCACCCGAACGUACCAAAACAUACACUUCACCCACUGGUUGGACCAGGUAUGGUCUAAAGGUCCUAGGUAAAAGCGAAUAUAAAAAUGAUGAUUGGCUGCAUCCAUUUCAACAUCCUGGUAAUUGGUAUAGAGCUUUCCAUGGUACAGGAAAUGCAACAAAAGUCGACUUUGGUAAUUCUAACGCAAAUUUCGAUCAAACUGCUGCACCCGUCGAUGCACUCGCAAACAUUUUUGUAGGAGAUAUGUUUGGAGCUGUUGAAUUAGAUACUGAACAAGGAAAGAAAAAGUUUAUGUGUAUGCUUCAAGUAGCAGUGAAUCCUGAUAGUGUUCAGUAUCCCACCAAUGAUAUAUGGGUUGCACCUAAGCCUCAAGAUAUUCGACCAUAUGGUAUACUUAUCAAAGAAGUUUGA